GCCACAAGCCAAUCCUACGGUCCACGGCACCAGUGGCAGUCAGUCCCCUCUCCUUCCGGCUUCCGCAGUCCGCUGCUCUUCUUUCCUGGCAUCUUGGAGACGGCGGCGAGACGAGGGGGAGGACUGGACCAUGACCAUGGCUGCCUCUUCGGCUCUCAGGCUAAUCCUGGGCUCCUCGUCGGCGUCGCGCCGCCAGAUUCUGUCCGAGAUGGGAUACAAGUUCACUCUUCUUAGCGCGGAUAUCGACGAGAAAGCGAUCAGAAAGGAGAAACCAGAGGAACUGGUGGUCGCCUUGGCUCAUGCGAAAGCAGAUGCUAUACUGGAGAAGAUGCAGAACAAUGGGAUGAUGAAAGAGAUUGUUGAUUCUCAAGAGACUACUCUGAUGAUAACUGCUGACCAAGUUGUGAUUCAUGAUGGAGUGAUUAGAGAAAAACCUAGCACUCCAGAAGAGGCACGGAAAUUCAUCAAAGGGUACUCUGAAAGCCAUGCUGCGACGAUUGGAUCUGUGCUUGUUACAAAUGUGAAGACUGGAGCUAGAAGGGAAGGAUGGGAUAAAGCAGAAGUACUAUCUAAGUUUCCCUGCGGAAGGGAGGCCUCAUGGGUGGCGUGCGUGCGGCGCUUGGAUUUCUGCAGGCCUGAUGGGCAGCGCAGAGGGGUAAACAUGUCUAAAUUAUCCUCUGCUACAGUAAACGUCAGGCUUUGUAAAAAUGGAGUAGGAGUCCAGAACGUCUAUUUUUUUAGGUAUGGAGGGAGUAUAAAAGGUUACUUUAAUACUUCUUACAAGUUGAUGGGCUAACCUAAUUUGAGCCUUGAUAUUUUCUUUGUAACGUAAGAGCCUUGAGCUUGUAGGCCCCUUUGCUCUGUAAUAAGGUUGAGGGCUGAACAUGAAUUCUGUGAGAACGUUUAAAUGCUGUUUGCUCUUUUACAAAUUGAGGGAUAAAAAGACCAAAAUCAAAGUUUUAAAACUAGAUGUCUAACCUUGUAUUUAGAAACACAAUUUGCUGUAUUUGGUUUUGUUCAUACUACCUCUGUUCCCAAAAGAAUGUCAUUCUAGCUUUGUCCUAAGUCAAACAUCAUAAGCUUGACCAAAUUUAUAAAACUAGGACCAGUACCUAUGAUAUCAAAUUAGCACCAUUGGAUUUGGGAUUGUGAAUUAUAUUUGUACAGUAAUACAUGUUUGGUGUCAUAGAUGUUGAUAGUUUUCUCUAUAAUAAAGUAUAAACUUAGUCAAACAUAGGAUAGUUUGACUUUUGACAAAACUAGAAUGACAUUCAUUUUGAGACGGAGGCAGUUUAGUCCUCUAGAUCCUCACGAGAUAAAAGGUUUGGCAUUUUAUUAUAUUAGCCUUGGUUCUGAGCUAUAGCUCAUAUUUGGUACAAUAGAACCAUAGUUUUUCAGUUCUGUACUGUGAUGCACAGUUCUUUUUCCUGCUAACAUUUCUGCUGUAAAUG
Molecule: messenger RNA, 1451 nt
Organism: Sorghum bicolor (sorghum)
Lineage: Eukaryota; Viridiplantae; Streptophyta; Magnoliopsida; Poales; Poaceae
Product: maf-like protein DDB_G0281937
Exons: 7
Coding region: 131-796 (221 amino acids)
Molecular function (GO): nucleoside triphosphate diphosphatase activity
Source: RefSeq, a predicted model, not a curated record